Molecule: messenger RNA, 549 nt
Organism: Haemonchus placei
Lineage: Eukaryota; Metazoa; Nematoda; Chromadorea; Rhabditida; Trichostrongylidae
Source: the annotation of a GenBank genome assembly
CUGCAAGAGGAGCCUGCUUCCAAACGCGGACACGACAUACCUGUUGUAGUUCAUGAUAGAACUCUAGGUGAUGCCACGCAUGUAAUCGCCUUGGAUUGUGAGUACGUUGGAGGUGGAACGGACGGUUCGGACGAUCUCCUUGCUAGAGUAUCAAUUGUGAAUGAGGUGUGGUGUUCGCCUCUUGUUCAAUCUUUUCUAUUUUCACUGAUGACUGUCAUUUUAGGCUUGCCCUUUGAUGUUGUUCAAAUGGAAGUGGCUAAAAUCCUGAAAGACCGUAUUGUUGUUGGCCAUGCUUUGAACAAUGACUUUCGGGUUUUGAAUUUCCAUCACAACAGUAAGCUAACUCGUGACACAGCGAGAUGCCAUCUGUUGCGUAAGAUGGCUAAUUGCAAUGGGGUUCCGUCACUGAAAAAGUUGGCCAGGGCUGUCCUCGGAAUUGAUAUUCAACAGGGCGAACACGAUUCAAUUAUUGAUGCUCGCGUAGCGUUGAGGUUGUACUUGGCUGUGAAGAAAAAGUGGGAGUGUGAUAUAAAACGGUUUCGUCGUUGA